AUGCCUCCGGCCUCCAGCUCCGACUGCCCCCACCUCGACUGUGUGGGGGAGAUCACCAAAGAGGAACUUAUCCAGAAAUCUCACGGCCAGUGUCAAGACUGUGAAGUAGGAGGACCAAAUCUGUGGGCCUGUCUGGAGAAUGGUUGUUCGUAUGUCGGCUGUGGAGAGUCCCACGCCGACCACAGCACCGUCCACUCGCAGUCCUUUGGGAAAUGCUUCGGGCCCGGUUCACAGUCCUCAGAGCAGUGUUUUAUCAACGCAGGCUGUACUUUGGCCGAAGGAGCCACUGCAGGUUUCCUCGGCGAUGGGGACGUGGUGACCCAGGCCAUCCACGACGCUCAGCAGCUACUGAGAAACCACGGCAAAGACGGCAGAGAGCGCGGCGACAGGAAGACGGUGCGUGUCCGUCAUUUCACUGCAGUCUAUUCGCAGCUCAGAGAACGCAGCGACACCUCGUCCAUCCGCCGCCGAUUCAGGCUCCGGUUACGGGAAGUGGUUUUAACAGUCGUAGAGCGUAGCACGAGGCCAGAGACAGCUGUUUGUUUGGGAUCCUCUGUCAGACGGCGAGAUCCCGGACACUACGGCUUCACGUUAUGUCAAUAUGUUUGCAGCUUUAACGCCGUAGAACAUUUGCUGUGGGGUUAG
Messenger RNA from Knipowitschia caucasica, 645 nucleotides. Lineage: Eukaryota; Metazoa; Chordata; Actinopteri; Gobiiformes; Gobiidae. The record is from the annotation of a GenBank genome assembly.